This is a messenger RNA of Drosophila miranda, 642 nucleotides long. Its product is annotated as nuclear receptor 2C2-associated protein. NCBI's taxonomy places the organism in Eukaryota, Metazoa, Arthropoda, Insecta, Diptera, Drosophilidae. The record is from RefSeq and is a predicted model, not a curated record. The transcript is spliced from 4 exons. The coding region runs from base 89 to 352 and encodes 87 amino acids.
UGCGUGUUAUCGUCAUCACUAAUGCCUCCAACGUGGAUUUGUUGUUUUGUUUAUGCCGAUUGAUUAAAAUUGAUAUGAUUGAAUUGAGAUGAAUGUUUUGACGAAAGUAAACUAUACAUGCAGAGUGAGUUCCGUGUUAAAUAAAGAUGUGAAGCAGUAUGGAAAGCAAUACAUGUUUGAUACGAACGAUGAUUCCGCUUGGAGCUCAGCUGAGGGAACCCCUCAAUGGAUAAUAUUGACGCUGGAUGAGCCACGCACUGUCAGUGGAGUGAGCUUGCAAUUUCAGGGUGGAUUUGCUGAGUCACAAUUACCCAGAGUAAGCUGCUAUCAAUUUCAUCAUUCGGUACGGUAGAUGGUCAGCGAACUACUGGUACUAGCAAUUCGCUAUUCGACUUUGGGGCAAAGUUCAAGGAGAAGUUUAUGAGUCCAUUUUCUGAUUAACAUGCCACCUGUCCUGCUUCUGAACUCGGCAUGUGCCACACGCACUUUCUUAUCGAAGGUGACACUUCGAGCGAAGACUUAUGCGCACAUCAAACGAGGGAAUCGCGUGAUAAUAAAUAAAUUAAAGUAAGCAAUCAUCAUGUUAAAGCACCAAAACCAUUUGUUUAUUUGUCCAAAACCAUUAAAAGAAUUUAAGCCAAA